AUGUCUCAUGGACAGAACAUGUCAGGGUCUGGUAGCAAAGACCAGUCCCAGCCAGAAACAAGUGAUUCUCUUUCUGGAAGCGAGUCAGUAGAGUCCAAAGAUUCCCGCUGUCUCCUCACUGUAGAAAAUGUUAAAAAACUCCAAGAAGACUAUCCUGCUACCAAAUCAAUUCUUAAUAGACAAUCAAUAGAAGCAUAUAUCGAUCAAAGUAAUCAGUUUUUGAAUGGGAAUGAAACUAGAACAUAUGAAGACCAGGAGCAGAGUCUAACAGAAGAAAAUGAAGCAGCUUCUAGUGCACAAGAAACCUGUAAAAGUCAUGCAGAAAACACUGGAAUUUGCACACCAGAUCCUCACCAUCUUCAGUUCGUGAAUACCAGUCAUCAUAGUAAGAAAAAAUAUUCUCUUUUUCGAUAUAUCAAAUAUAUGUUUUUCAGUGGCAGAAAAUAUGAAGUUGCAGAUCUGGAAACACAGACAGAAUGGAGUUACUCCGAUAUAUCUCUGAUUUCCAAAAAGGAAACAGAAAAGAAGCAAGAUCAAAGGAGCAUGACUAAGAAGAAGAAAUAUGCAGGUGCAGAAAGUAUUGGUAAAAAAGAAAAAAAUGACAUUGACUUGGACAGUAAAGAAGACUCCUCUCCUGAUGAAGAAGCUGACAUGACAAUACGGACUCUGUACACUCAUGAGGGUCAUUCGGUUACUGACCUUUGCCACCUUGGCUGCUGUGAGUUUUGUACCACUCUCCUAAAGCCUUUACCAACACCAGAAGAAUUGGAGGAGAGGCCAGAAAAAAUGGAUAAAUUUAUUUGUUGCAGGACUUACAAGGAUGUUUUCCAGUGUGUAAUACAGGAGCUUAUGGAAAGCAACAUCGCAGAAAGUCAGAUAGAUAUCACCCCCCAUCAUCAUAUUUCACAAGCACUGAUGGACAGCAAGACUAGAAAGCUUCUGAAAGAGGAGUUACAAGAGCUGGGUUUUGAGAGGUACAGAGAGAUAUUUGAACAAUAUAUGAAAUUUGGCACAUGUGUCAAAAUGAAAUUCAAAUUAUCAGACCAUCCACCAAAACCCAAAAUGCCCCCUAAAAAGCUUCGUCCUUCCCCCAAAGAACUACUGGAUAUAGACGUGGAAUUCAAAGCAGAGCAAUUAAAGAUUUGCCAUACUAACAAUCCUGUGAAGAGAUACUAUCCUAAUGGAAGGAUAUUCUUUCUUUUCUUUCCAGAUGGAACAGGCCAAGUUUACUACCCCUCAGGUAAUAUUGCUAUCCUUAUAAUCUAUGUAAAAGGUAGUCAGUUCACAUACAUCGUUCUUCAUGACAGCAGUUCACAUGAAGUUCUGGCAUUCUUCGCAAAUCAGGGUUAUGCAACAUGUUACCGUCAAAAAGGAACAAUCUGGGUAAAUCUGAACCUUUGCACUGGAUCCUACUUUGAUGACAAGGGAAUCAGACAGAAACAUUGGAACUGGUGGGACACUAGCUGUCAUAUUCAUGCACCUCCUUUCCAGCCUAUUAGCAUUUCGCUGAACACUUACAUCCAGGUUAAAAUGGAAGCCCAGGAUCAGAUCUUCCUAACAUUUACUCACCUUCAUCACUGCAUCCAACUAAAUGUUGGUGCAAGAUUAAAAUUGAAAGAUCCAAACAUGCUUCCAUUACUUAAACAUCGUGAAACUGUGAGAGAACGAAGCAAGAUUUUGAAGAUCAGAGAGCUCUUAACAAACUUCCAGAAAAUACUGAAAACACUGCACACUGUUCCACCUGACGAAAUUGAUGACCUGUGUCAAGUCGUAACAGAACUGCGUGGCCUAGCCCACCAGCGACAUAAAAAGACGGUUAGAUUUAAACAAAAAAAAUGA
Molecule: messenger RNA, 1839 nt
Organism: Anolis sagrei ordinatus
Lineage: Eukaryota; Metazoa; Chordata; Lepidosauria; Squamata; Anolidae
Source: RefSeq, a predicted model, not a curated record